GCAUGAAGUAGAAGAAGAGCACAUUCCAUGGUUGGCUCCACUUAACCGCUUUCGCGUGCUAGCUUCGCCUUACUUGCUUUGCUGCAGUUUUAUUUUUUCAGAUUGAUUUGAAAAGCUUUGCAUCUUUAUCACAUAUCUAACCGUGGGUUAAUAUGCACAUGUAUAUAUAAAUGCCGUUCAGGCUCACGUCUUGUUCACGUUGCUAGUUAGCAAGGCUACAUGUCUGCUGAUUGAAGUGCUCCUCUGUUUUUUCUUCGCUUAAACACCUCGUUGCCUGAAUAUCUUCACUAACCAGCCGUGCUCUAAAGUUUUUUCAAUACACAUAGUUUUGACUUAUUUAUCCAAUGAACGUGUUGAGAGCCGGUUAGCGACGUGCGCGUUAGCUCGUGGCUAACAAUGCUACACGUAUGAGCAGACGCUAUAGGCCUCACUGGAUCCUCGGUAUUUCCUGCGGAGGCCAAUCCGAGCUACAUAAGCUUAGACCGUCUUGUCUUUUGCUACGCGGGUGACCCUCCCGGAUUUGGGAACGAUAUCAAAGUCACACACUAAAAAGAGGCUCCUGAAAAGAGAUGGAGGCACCUCCUGUCACUGUCAUGCCCAUCACUGGCGGCACUAUCAACAUGAUGGAGUACCUGUUGCAAGGAAGUGUGUUGGACCAGGCCCUGGAAAGCCUCUUGCAUCGCCUGCGAGGCCUGUGCGACAACAUUGAACCAGAGGCCUUUACAGACCACGAGCUGGUUUACCUCCUGAAAGGCCAACAAGGCAACCCGUUUAUCCUCCGCGCUCGCCGCUCCCUCGCCCACCCCACAGCCCCCUGGCACCUGCGUUACCUGGGACAGCCGGAAUUGGGAGACAAGAGCCGGCAUGCGCUGGUGCGCAACUGCGUGGACGUGGCGGCCUCACACAGCUUGCCCGAGUUCCUCAACGAGAUGGGCUUCCGCUUGGACCACGAGUUUGUGGCCAACGGACACAUAUUCCGCAAAGGUGCCAUGAAAGUUGUCGUCAGCAAGCUGUCGCGCAUCUUGGUUCCGGGAAACACGGACAACACGGAACGCCUGUUGCUGUCGUACUUGGUGGAGCUGAGUGUGUUGGCGCCCGCCGGGCAGGACACAGUAUCUGAGGACAUGCGUGGCUUUGCCGAGCAGCUCAAACCCCUGGUACACCUGGAGAAGAUUGACCCCAGCAAACAGAGACAUUGACAGACUCUACGGACAUGUUAGAUCUUUUUGCUUACUUUUUUCCUGCUUAGUCUAGAUGUUACAUGACAUUAAAUGC
Dunckerocampus dactyliophorus (ringed pipefish) is the source of this 1275-nucleotide messenger RNA. RefSeq names its product mediator of RNA polymerase II transcription, subunit 18 homolog (yeast) (gene med18). Lineage: Eukaryota; Metazoa; Chordata; Actinopteri; Syngnathiformes; Syngnathidae. Gene Ontology annotation, cellular component: core mediator complex; mediator complex. The record is from RefSeq and is a predicted model, not a curated record. Gene Ontology annotation, biological process: regulation of transcription by RNA polymerase II; termination of RNA polymerase II transcription. Gene Ontology annotation, molecular function: transcription coregulator activity. The coding region runs from base 570 to 1199 and encodes 209 amino acids. The transcript is spliced from 3 exons.